Messenger RNA from Lathyrus oleraceus (garden pea), 1549 nucleotides. Its product is annotated as acid phosphatase 1. Gene Ontology annotation, molecular function: acid phosphatase activity. The record is from RefSeq and is a predicted model, not a curated record. The transcript has 3 exons. NCBI's taxonomy places the organism in Eukaryota, Viridiplantae, Streptophyta, Magnoliopsida, Fabales, Fabaceae. Bases 521 to 1363 code for a protein of 280 amino acids.
AUAUGUAAAGAAAUUAUGCAUAGAAAAACUCAACCAUGUGUAAAAUAUAAAAGUAAAAUAGGAUAACCUAUUGAUAAGUAUGAACUAGUGUGUGAAACAAUUUAAAAAUGUAAAAAUAUCGCGGCUGAAUAAAAAAAUGGAAAUACGAAAAAAUCAAGAGUGAAAAAUAAUCAAUUAAAAUUGUCUCUUUAAAUCAUCCAAAAUAAAAAUUAUAUAUUAAAUAGUUUAAAUGUGCAUUUUGUUAAAAUAAAAAUAGCGUGCUGAUAAUUUUCAAAAAUUGGAUAAGAGAGGAAAUGAAAAGAGAUUUUCCUAAAAAUUUCGAUGAAGUUUCGGCGUGGGCUCCAAAAUUUGAUAUUAAAAGGAUGGUAUGCUCGUCAUUCUCUGCCAUCAUCAUCAGCCCAUGUAAUAGGCUGAUCACACAGAGAAAAUCCUAAUGCCAUUACCAACCAACAAAUCUUGCACAUUUUCCAAUUUCUUAUCACUAUAAUAAUAAUAUUCUCCUUUCUUUUCUUUCCAUAAGAUGAUGCUAAAGAUAAAGAUUGUGCAAACCAUAGUGGCAGGGUUAACGUUUUUGUUGGGCUUAUUGACCAACCUAUUGUUGAAAAUGCAUAGGCAGCAGAACCAUAAGGCUCAUUCUUCUCAGAAACUCCAGAAGAUGAUGAUGAUAUCUGAAUUAGAUUCUUCUUCUUCCUCCGAGGUUGAUGAUGAGAGGUAUGGUCUGAGCUGGAGGUUGGCGGUGGAGACCAAUAAUAAUGUGCGACCGUGGAAGACGGUGCCACCUUGUUGCUAUAAACAUGUUGAAAAUUACAUCCUUGGCGGACAAUACGAACUUGACAUGAACACCAUCGUAGAUGAAAUUAUUUUCUAUGCAAAAUCUCAAAUACCCGUUCCUGGUCAUAAAGAUGCGUGGAUUUUAGAUGUGGAUGAUACAUGUAUCUCUAAUAUUCCUUAUUACAAAGAUAAGCGAUUCGGAUGCGAGCCGUUCGAUUCGACUAUGUUUAAGGCAUGGAUCAACAAGGGAAUGUGUCCUGCGAAUCCUGUGGUACUGAGAUUGUUUAAAACGUUGAUACAAAAAGGUUUUAAGGUGUUCUUACUAACGGGUAGAUAUGAAGGAACCCUCGCUAAAAUCACUAUGGACAACCUACAUAUUCAAGGAUUCAUCGGAUACCAACGCCUUAUUUUGAGGAGUGAUGAAUACAAAGGACAGAGUGCAGUGAAAUACAAGUCAUCCAUUAGGAAGGAAAUAGAAAAGGAAGGUUAUAGAAUAUGGGGAAAUGUUGGAGACCAGUGGACUGACUUACAAGGAGACUCUUUGGGGAAUCGUACUUUCAAACUCCCCAAUCCUAUGUAUUGCAUUUCAUGACACAUCACUGCUACUACUUGUGUUGUACCAGUACUCAACAAACCAAAUGGUUUGUUUUCCACAAAUUAUCAAUCUUCCUGUUCGAUAAAUUGAGUAAUCAGAGUCUAAAUAAAUGCGGAAAUAAAUGCAGAUGUAAGGAUGUAUGUAUUUAAAAACAUGAUUUUAUUGAAAAACACUUACAAAAGA